GACUAUCACGAGUAUUGCGUGACGGGUGAUACGACAAGGCACACCUCCAAUGGGACUUUGCUUGUAGCGCUAUUGGCCAUGGCUACGGCCGCAGUUGAGGACCAGACUGAGGUGAAUUAAACUGGGAGCGCUGUGUGAUGCUUGCUGCUUGUUUGAUGCUGUCACUGGUUGGCGCUAGCUAUGCAUCUUGGUGCCCGAAUACAACAUACCUGAAUGACAAUGGAGGGUCGUUUUCAAGCCCGCGCUUCCCGGAUCUGUACCCAAUGGAUCUACAGUGUGUAUGGGAGAUAACUGCACCAGAAUCUCUUCACGUCAAGGUUUCCUUCCUGUCCUUCGAUGUGGAGGAGUGUGGUAAACAGGCGUGCGAGUGUGAUGCCGUCACGUUCCUGGAUGUGUCUGAGUCUGGCGAGACUUCUGUGAUUGCGCGUUACUGCGGGCACUCCACUCCUAAUGCUGUGUACUCGAGGAGACGCACCCUUCGAGUCGUGUUCAGUACCGAUGAGGGGGACUCGGGCUUUGGAUUCAGAGCGAAGUAUGAGGCCACCCAACGGGGGUUUGUUUGCAGCUCUAAACCGCUGGUCAUCUCCAAUGGUGGAACUCUGGCGAGUCCAGAUUACGACACCACCUACCCCUCCCUCGUAGAAUGCAAAUGGAUCAUCAAAUCUCCCCCUGAAACACGCAUUCGAUUAAAGUUCCUCAAGUUCAGCAUUCAAAACUGUUCCAACUCACGCGCGCAGUGCACUUGUGACCACUUGACGUUGCGUGACGGAAAUACUUCAAGUGCCGACGUGAUUGGCCGUUACUGUGGAAACGAGCUACCGAUGGAUCUAUACUCCAGUGGUAGAUACUUGUGGUUGGAGUUUAGUUCUGAUGAAAAUGUGAAUGGCAAGGGCAAGGGCUUCAUCGCCGAGUUUUCUUCUCGGCGUAACGGUGAAUCAUCGUGCCCUCAAGACUGGAGGUUCCCAUUUAGAUGUCCUCUUUAUCAAGGUUCCAAUGAAUCGACAAUAUGUUGCUAUGACAACGGUGCUAGUUGCUGCCUAGACGGAGGCAACACGUGCAGUGAUAAGUGGUCAGCGGAGAGAAGCUACUGUCCACGUCCUAACGAUGCGGUGCAUCUAACAAGGUGUUGUGAGAUUGACGGGCAAGCUGCGUGCUGUCUUAACGGCUCACGGGAACUAACGCUGACGAGGCUGCUUAUCAUCCUCGCCACCAUAGCGUCUUGUCUUACCAAUUAUUGGCGGUGGCCUCCGUUUGGAUAGUCUCGCUAGACAUAGUAUAGUAUAGUAUAAUAUUCGAAUUCUAACUUUUAGCUUACUCUAGUAUUUAUAGGAAAUUAGUUAUCAUAAUUUGAGUAAUAAAUGUAUAAUGCGAGAGCUAAUAAAAGACCCGCCACGUAGUCUCAAAUAAUUUUCAAACUUGAAAAAAACCCUCAUUUUUUAAGAAAAAAUAAAGUGUUUUUUUUGUACCUA
This is a messenger RNA of Nematostella vectensis (starlet sea anemone), 1469 nucleotides long. Its product is annotated as tolloid-like protein 1. NCBI's taxonomy places the organism in Eukaryota, Metazoa, Cnidaria, Anthozoa, Actiniaria, Edwardsiidae. Bases 138 to 1259 code for a protein of 373 amino acids. The transcript is spliced from 7 exons. The record is from RefSeq and is a predicted model, not a curated record.